AUGCCUGUUUGGCUGAAGGGCUCCACUCAAUCAGCAGCCAAGGGAGUCACACAGCAUGCAGGUAAUGGUGUGGCACCAGAGCUGUUAGCCAAGGGAGUCACACAGCAUGCAGGUAAUGGUGUGGCACCAGAGCUGUUAGCCAAGGGAGUCACACAGCAUGCAGGUAAUGGUGUGGCACCAGAGCUGUUAGCCAAGGGAGUCACACAGCAUGCAGGUAAUGGUGUGGCACCAGAGCUGUUAGCCAAGGGAGUCACACAGCAUGCAGGUAAUGGUGUGGCACCAGAGCUGUUAGCCAAGGGAGUCACACAGCAUGCAGGUAAUGGUGUGGCACCAGAGCUGUUAGCCAAGGGAGUCACACAGCAUGCAGGUAAUGGUGUGGCACCAGAGCUGUUAGCCAAGGGAGUCACACAGCAUGCAGGUAAUGGUGUGGCACCAGAGCUGUUAGCCAAGGGAGUCACAGAGCAUGCAGGUAAUGGUGUGGCACCAGAGCUGUUAGCCAAGGGAGUCACACAGCAUGCAGGUAAUGGUGUGGCACCAGAGCUGUUAGCCAAGGGAGUCACACAGCAUGCCGGUAAUGGUGUGGCACCAGAGCUGUUAGCCAAGGGAGUCACACAGCAUGCCGGCCUCCAAGGAAACAACCAGCAUGUCCAGGCUUCUCAGGUGUCCUCCAAGGACACAACCACCGUGUCCAGGCUUCUCAGGAGUCCUCCAAGGAAACAACCAACAUGUCCAGGCUUCUCAGGAACCUCUGACAUCGCCGCUGUGUGCACAGGAACCUCUGACAUCACCCCUGUGUGCACAGGAACCUCUGACAUCGCCACUGUGUGCACAGGAACCUCUGACAUCGCCGCUGUGUGCACAGGAACCUCUGACAUCACCGCUGUGUGCACAGGAACCUCUGACAUCGCCGCGGUGUGCACAGGAACCUCUGACAUCACCGCUGUGUGCACAGGAACCUCUGACAUCGCCGCUGUGUGCACAGGAACCUCUGACAUCGCCACUGUGUGCACAGGAACCUCUGACAUCACCACUGUGUGCACAGGAACCUCUGACAUCACCGCUGUGUGCACAGGAACCUCUGACAUCACCGCUGUGUGCACAGGAACCUCUGACAUCACCACUGUGUGCACAGGAACCUCUGACAUCGCCGCUGUGUGCACAGGAACCUCUGACAUCGCCACUGUGUGCACAGGAACCUCUGACAUCGCCACUGUGUGCACAGGAACCUCUGACAUCACCACUGUGUGCACAGGAACCUCUGACAUCACCACUGCCCCUGAGGAGCCUCGUAUGGAUAGCAGUCACCAGUCUGUCAAUCAAGACUGUCAGCCAAAACCUCACGUGCACACUAUGAUUGGUGUAGGGGUGGAUGGGGAGUCGUUGGAGCACGGAGAUACAACUAUCCUACCUGUCACAGCUAUUAGAGCAGUGGACUCAGGUGAUGUUGCUGUUCAGCUGGACUCACACCCUGUGGCGGAAAGCACUCAGAUUACAGGGCGUGCUGAGUUUGAAACGCCCACUGUUCAAAUAUUCCCCUCAGUACAGGACCAUGCAACAGAGGAGGACUCAUUCUUAAACACAUCGAAACACAGGGAAUUCUCCGUGGAGAAGGAGGAGGAGAGAGAGAAAGUGGGGAAGAGAGGGAUAGAGGAUGUCAGAAAGAAAUAUGGAGAGAGAGAUAAAGAGAAGGAGUUAGGUGAAGAGAAAGAUGGAGAGAUAAAUAAAGACAAAGAGAGAGAGAAAGAGAAGAAGAGAGAGGAGCAGAAUGAGAGAAAACACAUGCAGACCCAGGUUAGUCUGGAGGUGGUUCAGCACCACUCUGUAGCCACCAGCCCCAUGACCCCACCCCAGGGGGUCGGCGCCGACGCCUUCCUCUUCCCAGCAGCCUCUAGGAGUCUGGAGGUGGUUCAGCACCAUUCUGUAGCCACCAGCCCCAUGACCCCACCCCAGGGGGUCGGCGCCGACGCCUUCCUCUUCCCAGCAGCCUCUAGAAGUCUGGAGGUGGUCCAGUAUCACUCUGUAGCCACCAGCCCCAUGACCCCACCCCAGGGGGUCGGCGCCGACGCCUUCCUCUUCCCAGCAGCCUCUAGAAGUCUGGAGGUGGUCCAGUAUCACUCUGUAGCCACCAGCCCCAUGACCCCACCCCAAGGGUUCAGCGCUGACGCCUUCCUCUUCCAAUUAGCCUGCAUGGGGUCUGGGGCAGAGUCUAAAGACGCAAAGCUGCAAGAGGGGCACCAGCUGGAGUUCUGUUCUGUUGCCAUGACUUCAAACAACACCCCCACCGUCCCCGCUGCCUUCCCAGAGCUCAGCGGGAGAGAAGACAAGGAGAAGAAGGAGGAGAGGAGAGAGAAACAGGGGAGGGACGAGAGGGAAACUACAUCAGACUCUGUUGUAGUCACUCCUCGUCUGAUGUUAGCCCCGGUACUGAAAUGUAGCGCUCCGAAAGACGAGGUGGCUGAAGAGAUAAAGUCACAGUCCAACAUCCCUCCAGAUAGCUCUGCUUACUCAGAUCCUCAGAGUGACGGACUCUGUCACAACAACGCUGGUGAACCAGAACCAGUGGAGGUUAAAAGGAGAGGGCGACAUGGGGCGACUGGGGACGCUGUCGAUCAAGAGAUCACCAUUCUGGUGACCCAUCAUGACAGCUUUGGAGUUGAGGAAGAAGAGGAGGAGGAAGAGGAGGAGGCUAGAAGGGAGGUUAUGUCAUUUAUUCACUGCACCGAGCCUGAAGGGUCUGUGGAGGUAGACAACAGUGAAGGGGUUAAAGUCGUUCCUCCAGUGCCCCAAAACAGCCUGGAGGAUGGGAAGAGUGACGAUACAGCUCAACCCAAAACCAUAGGGACUGUCAUGAACCUACACUCACACGGAAACAGACAGGAGGAUUCUCUCCCUCCUUCCGGUGAAGACAUCCGAACAGAAAAGAAGCAGAUGACAUCACCACAAUCUCUGACUAAAAACAAGCUGCCAGAACACAUAGGAGAAGAAGCGAAGCUCCGCUUAAGUGAGGAGCAACCCAACCAGACAGAACAGCGCUGCCCAGUGGACAGGAGUGGAACUGCCCAACCCAACCAGACAGACACGUGCAGCCUAGUGGACAGGAGUGGAACUGCCCAACCCAACCAGACAGAACAGCGCAGCCUAGUGGACAGGAGUGGAACUGCCCAACCCAACCAGACAGAACAGCGCAGCCUAGUGGACAGGAGUGGAACUGCCCAACCCAACCAGACAGAACAGCGCAGCCUAGUGGACAGGAGUGGAACUGCCCAACCCAACCAGACAGAACAGCGCAGCCUAGUGGACAGGAGUGGAACUGCCCAACCCAACCAGACAGAACAGCGCAGCCUAGUGGACAGGAGUGGAACUGCCCAACCCAACCAGACAGAACAGCACAGCCUAGUGGACAGGAGUGGAACUGCCCAACCCAACCAGACAGAACAGCGCAGCCUAGUGGACAGGAGUGGAACUGCCCAACCCAACCAGACAGAACAGCACAGCCUAGUGGACAGGAGUGGAACUGCCCAACCCAACCAGACAGACACGUGCAGCCUAGUGGACAGGAGUGGAACUGCCCAACCCAACCAGACAGAACAGCACAGCCUAGUGGACAGGAGUGGAACUGCCCAACCCAACCAGACAGAACAGCACAGCCUAGUGGACAGGAGUGGAACUGCCCAACCCAACCAGACAGAACAGCACAGCCUAGUGGACAGGAGUGGAACUGCCCAACCCAACCAGACAGAACAGCUCCAGCCCCCUCUAAUUGGCCCUCCAGUCCCUGGCUCCCUGGCCCGGCAGCAGCAGACACAGGUUAGUCUGGAGGUGGUUCAGCACCAUUCUGUAGCCACCAGCCCCAUGACCCCACCCCAGGGGGUCUUCGCCGACGCCUUCCUCUUCCCAGCAGCCUCUAGGAGUCUGGAGGUUGUCCAGUACCCUUCUGUUGCCACCAGCCCCAUGACCCCACCCCGGGGUCGCCGAGCCUUCUUUCCCAGCAGCCUCUAG
Salmo salar (Atlantic salmon) is the source of this 3999-nucleotide messenger RNA. NCBI's taxonomy places the organism in Eukaryota, Metazoa, Chordata, Actinopteri, Salmoniformes, Salmonidae. The record is from RefSeq and is a predicted model, not a curated record.